UGAACUAACAACUGCAUCUCUUUUUCAGCAUGGACAAAAUAAUUGCUCACUAUCGACAAUUUUCACAUGCAGAAAGAAUAGUACAGGGCACCAAGGGCUUUGCUUGUCCAAGAACUAAAGAUGAGCUAUUGGAGUUUUCUCAAAGGUCACUAGACAAGUCAAACAUCGCACAGCUGAGCUUUGAUGAGCUCAACCAAGUUGAAAGUGAACUGGAUGGUGCAUUAACACAAACAAUUGCCCGAAAGACUCAAGUGAUGAUGGAUAUGAUCGCUGAGCUUCAGGAAAAGGGGGAGAAGCUUCUUGAAAAGAGGAGGGUACUCCAAUCAUAUCUCAACAUGGAGAGGCAAGACGAGCACGGUGGCGACGGGAUAGGCGUGAGCAGCAGCAACAACGGCGGCGGCGGCGACGAAUGCGGUGAGUGCAGCGGCGGGAAUGCGAUCCCCCACCGUGACGUCCCGCGAUUGCCGCGGUGGGGGACGCAGGUGCAGCCGCUGCCCUUCUUGUUACUGGACACGUAAAACGCUAGUCCAUGGUUGUCGGAGAGUCGCAUGUACUUAGCUAUAGGUUGUAGUUUGUUUGUUGUUCUGCGUCUCCUGCUACUACUACUACUAUGCGAAUGUAUAAAUGUACGCGUGAAAAUAUGUUGGCGUACUUAGCAUAUAUAUUGAUAUUUAAAAUGUAUUAUCCAUGUAUAUAUAUGUUAGCCAUGUAUGUAUGUAUGCAUCUACGUACUUCUUCCUGAUGUGAGAAAAGUUUUUUUUUU
Molecule: messenger RNA, 763 nt
Organism: Ananas comosus (pineapple)
Lineage: Eukaryota; Viridiplantae; Streptophyta; Magnoliopsida; Poales; Bromeliaceae
Product: transcription factor CAULIFLOWER-like
Exons: 6
Coding region: 30-518 (162 amino acids)
Biological process (GO): regulation of DNA-templated transcription
Cellular component (GO): nucleus
Molecular function (GO): DNA-binding transcription factor activity
Source: RefSeq, a predicted model, not a curated record